Molecule: messenger RNA, 3342 nt
Organism: Alligator sinensis (Chinese alligator)
Lineage: Eukaryota; Metazoa; Chordata; Crocodylia; Alligatoridae
Gene: NLRC4
Product: NLR family CARD domain containing 4
Exons: 10
Coding region: 182-3274 (1030 amino acids)
Biological process (GO): defense response to bacterium; detection of bacterium; regulation of apoptotic process
Source: RefSeq, a predicted model, not a curated record
GUGGAUUUCAGAGGCUUUAAAAUUUUGGUGGGGAUUGUUUUGUCAGUGGGUGCAGUCAAAAUACAAAGAGCAACAGAAUCGACAUGCAAAUGAGCAUCUCUACAGUUGGAGUUUGAUUUUUUUUCAAAAGAUGCUGUAUUCCAUGCUGCGUAGUUCAAGCUAUAAAACUUGACUCUGAAUAAUGGAUUUCAUUAAGAAGAACAGUGUUCACCUUAUUCAAAGAAUGGGAAUGGUCACUGUAAAGCAGAUAGCGGAUGACCUUUUUGCCAGCAAUGUCCUGUCUGGUGAAGAAAUGAAUACUAUUGUUUGUGAAAAGACUCAACAGGAUGCUUCAAGAAUGAUGAUUUACAUGGUUUUGAAUAAAGGUUCAGAAGCCUGCAGAAUUUUGGUUAAAGCACUUGAGAAACAAAGCCCUUUUCUCUAUCAGGAAUUGCAUGGAUACUGUAUCACUAGGCAAGUGAAACCAGACUUGGAUGGCUUGGCUCAGGAUUUAAUGGACUUGUAUCUGUCUCCAUUCUUCCAAAAAUUUCAUCCAUUGGGCAGUGAUAUUGACAUAAUUUUUGAUUUGAAAACUACCUUUACAGACAUCUUGCUUUUGAAGAAAGAUACACAUAACACCAGGAAGGGGCAACUCACUUUAAGCAUCCUUUUGGGUGAAUUAAAAAACCCCUGCAUAAUAGAAGGUGAAGCUGGCAAAGGGAAAACAACCCUCAUGAAGAGAAUUGCUAUACUAUGGGCUUCUGGGAAUUGCCCUGCUUUGACUCAUUUCAAAUUUGUUUUCUUUAUCAGCCUGAGCAGUGCAAAAGAAGGACUUUAUGAAACUGUAUGUGAUCAGCUUCUUACAGUUCCAUAUACCAUACCCAAGCAGGACUUCAUGAGGAUGUUGCUGGGACUAAGACAAAAGGUUCUUUUUCUAUUAGAUGGAUAUGAUGAAUUCAGGCCUUCAAACUGCCCAGAAAUAGAAGCAAUGAUUAAAGAAAACCACAAAUUCAAGAAUAUGGUCAUUGUUACCACCAGGACUGAGUCUAUUCGUAAGGUCAGACAGUUUGGUUCACUCAUUGCUGAAACAGGAGAUCUAACAGAGGAGAAUGCUAGGCAGCUCAUUAACAAUGUCUUGGAAUAUGAGCUGGCCAAGGGUCUGCUAAUUCAUCUAGAGGAAACUAAUUUCAUGAAGAAUCUUAUGAAGACACCACUCUUUGUUGUCAUUGCCUGUGCCAUCCAAAUGGGUGAAAGUAAUUUUAAUCCAAGCACACAAACAGCACUUUUCUGCACACUGUAUGACCUGAUGGUUCAGAAAAAUAAGUACAAGACAGAAACAAUUGCAGCAAAUCACAUUAAACUGAGCAUAAAUCAUUGUGGAGACCUAGCCCUAGAUGGAAUACUUGACCAAAAGUUUGAUUUUCAGUCUGAGGAUUUGUCCAGUAUCAAAGAAGAAGUACUACUGGCUUCAGGUCUUCUAAAUAAAUACACAGCUCAAAGGCUAAAGCCAGUGUAUCGAUUCUUUCAUAAAUCCUUUCAGGAAUACACUGCAGGCAGAAGACUUUGCAGCCUAUUAACAUCCUCCAAGGACACAGAGAUGGCUAGAGGGUUUAGUUACCUACAAAAAAUGGACAAUAUUUCAGAUAUUACAUCUACUUACUAUAAUUUGCUUCUUUAUACCUGUGGAUCCUCUGUAGAUGCUACUAGAAUAGUUAUAAAGCAUCUGACAGCAAUCUAUCAGCAUGGAAGUCUUUUUGAUCUGCCUUCACUAAGUAAUCUUUCUUUGGAAGGAGAACCUGAAAAGGUGGAAAAUGCAAAGCAGCAUGAAGUUUUGCAGGCAACUAACCUGAAUUCUUUUGUGGAAUGUGUCAUUAACUUAUUUUAUGAAAGUCGCUCAAAAUCAUGCUUGAGUGGAGAAUUUGAAGAAUUUUUUCAUGGUAAGAGACUAUGUAUUAAUACUCAAAGCAUCCCAACAUACCUCUUUGGGUUUUUUAAACACUUACCUAAUUGUGUCAGUGCACUGGAACUCAUUAAAUUAGAUUUUUUUGGAAAUUCCUCACUGGAUAACAUGGAAGAUGAGAACACAAGAAAUUCCCAAAUUUAUAUCCCUGAAAAGGCUGUCUCCUUGUUCUUCAAAUGGAACCAGAAAAUUCGGGCUUUAGAGAUUACACUCCAGAAUUUUAACAAGUUAAAGAAAGAUGAUAUUAAGUAUCUAGGUAAAAUAUGCUGCUCUGCCUCAAGUCUCAGCCUGCAAAUCAACAGAAGUGCUGGCAUUGCAGGAACAUUGAAGAAAGUCCUUGAAACCUGUAAGAAUAUGCAAGACCUUAUUGUAGAAUCCACGCCUCUUACCACAGAAGAUGAACAACAAAUCAUAGCAAUGACAAAGCUGAAAAAAAUAAAUAUAAGAGAUCUGCAAAGCAAACAUCUAGAAGGUGGACUUAUUGAUGGAAUACACAACCUAAUUAAUGUUGAAAAGCUCAUCUUUGACAAUAUAAAGAUGAAUGAGAGCAAUGCUAAAAAAUUAGCUGAAGGCAUCAAGCUUUUGAAAAAGCUGCAUUUGUUGCACUUGAGCCAUUUGACUGACAUUGGAGAUGGAAUGAGGUGCAUAGUAAGAGCCAUCUCUGCUGAACUAGGUGAUCUUGAAGAAAUCCAUCUAGUUAAUUGUUGUCUCUCUGGGGAUGCUGUGGAAAUACUGGGUCCCAUUCAUUGCAAACCAGCUCAGAAUCUUUGUAAUUUACCAAAACUGAAUGUACUUGAUUUAUCUGAAAAUUAUUUGGGAAAGGAUGGAAAAGUUGCAGUUCGUAAACUAGCUAACAGCCUUAACAUCCUUCCAAAUAUGAAAGUGCUGAUGCUUCCUUGGGGAGAUGAUGUGAAUGUCUGCCUGAGCGAGCUGCUAAUGCAGCUCAAAACAAUGCCACAGCUGACAAAACUCGGAUUGAAUAGAUGGAGCCUUACUGAUGUUGAGGUUAAAGUUCUAGGUACAUUUUUUGAGAAAACACCAUUGGAAGACCUCCAGCAUUUAGACUUGGCAAUGAACUGUGUGACAAGUAAUGGCUGGCUUUCCUUCGUUCAGGCACUGGUGAAUCUCAACAAGUUGAGAUUUUUAGACUUUAGCAGCAAAUGUGACUUGGUACCUGACCCACUGUUAAUCUGCAAAAUGAGCCAAGUGCUAACUACACUGAAUUACUUAAAAGAGAUAAGGUUGACUGGCUGGAAGUUAGAUGACCAUGAUCUGGGACUUCUUAGUGAUGCAAAAGUGAGCUGUGGAAAAGAAUUUCAGCUAGUGAAUUUUUAAACAAGGCCAGCCUCAAGUGAGAGCAGCAACUUGAGCUCUUGUACUUUGAUAUCCGCUCCUACGCGUGG